This is a messenger RNA of Thelazia callipaeda (thelaziosis nematode), 798 nucleotides long. The record is from the annotation of a GenBank genome assembly. NCBI's taxonomy places the organism in Eukaryota, Metazoa, Nematoda, Chromadorea, Rhabditida, Thelaziidae.
AUGUUUGGACAAGUAGUAAUCGGUGCACCAGGUUCCGGUAAAACGACGUACUGCAAUGGCAUGAGCUAUAUUUUACCUCAACUUGGUCGACCGGUUAUAUGUGUAAAUUUAGAUCCAGCUAAUGACCAUUUGCCUUACAAAUGUGAUAUUGAUAUUCGGGAAUUGGUAACAGUUAAUGAUGUCUGCUCUCGCCUGAAACUUGGUCCUAAUGGAGCACUUAGGUAUUGUAUGCAGACGUUAAAAAAAAAUAUUGAAUGGUUAAGAUUAAAAUUAUCGCAUAUGGAAGGUUACUUGCUAAUGGACUUUCCAGGACAGCUUGAGUUGUACAGUAACGACGACUGUAUUACGUCAAUUAUACACAGCAUGGAAAAGUGGGGCUAUCGAUUAGUUGCUGUACACCUCAGCGACAGUUUAUAUUGCUCAGAUAUAGGGAAAUUUAUUUCUGUAUUACUUAGUGCCCUUUCUGUAAUGAUCAAUCUCGAAUGCACUCAAAUAAAUGUAUUAUCAAAGCAGGAUUUAUUGAGGAUUGACGAUUUACCUUAUAACUUCGACUUUUUCGAACAGCUCCCCGAUGUUCAGCGGUUGACCGAUUUGCUUGAUGAAUCCCCAAUACUGAGACAGUAUAAAGGAUUGAAUGAAUUAUUAUGCUCUGUGAUAAGUGAUUAUGAUUUAGUCAAAUUUACGGGGUUGGAUGUAACAAAUAAAGAAAGUAUGCUGAAUUUACUUAAAUUGAUAGAUGUAGCUAAUGGCUAUGCCUUUAUAACAGCACCUGAUCUGAGAAAUAUCGUGCAAAAAUGA